Messenger RNA from Trematomus bernacchii (emerald rockcod), 1517 nucleotides. RefSeq lists its product as uncharacterized. The transcript has 14 exons. Lineage: Eukaryota; Metazoa; Chordata; Actinopteri; Perciformes; Nototheniidae. The record is from RefSeq and is a predicted model, not a curated record. The coding region runs from base 1 to 1482 and encodes 493 amino acids.
AUGGACAGUCGUUAUGACCUCUCUGUUCCUCUGCUGACCUGUGAGAACUGCCACUGCCAGUGGACACCACAGAUCAAAGAUUUGAUCUCAAAUGGAUACUGGCCUGGAACAAUUGAAUUCCACACAGUUUUUUCCAUCGAUCUUUUUGCCACAUAUGAAGAUCUCAAAAUCAGUGCACCUGAGGCCAGACUGGAUGAAGAGGGAAUGAUGACAUCUGUCUGCAGACACUGCAUUCUAUUUAGUGGCCUCAACAUGUUUCGUGGGGAAAUCUUUGCCUACCCUCUCUACCUACAGCAAGAUCUUGGAAAAGAACACAAGAUUGAGUUUGUUUGCACUGACGUCAUGUGUAAAUACUACCCAUAUAUACAGAGGGUAGUUGAGUCCUUUCCAGAACUGCAGUAUGUCCUGCAAAUGCGGCCAUUUCUGUCAGUGAUGCAUGCGAAAGGUCACUCGACAAAAUGCGAGGUGGAGUGGAGUGGUCGCAACCAGGAAGGGGCAGGUUUGACAGUUGGAGAGGAAGUGGAGGCUGUCAAUUCAUACCUCUCUCGUGUGGCAACGACCACAAAAUACAUGUCCAAAGCAAGACGUACUGACAUGAUAACGAUACAUGCUCGUGGAUGGAACUUGAGGAAGAAGCAGAACUUGCACAGAUACCUGUCUCAACGAUAUGUGAAGACCAAGAAAAGGACUGAUGAAAUGGACAAGGACAUUCAAAAUCUGCAAACAAAACUGCAGACAACAGAGGAAGGAAUGAAGCAGUGGGUGAAGGAGGUUGAGGAGUGGGCUGCAUCAAGUCUAAAGUCCACCAACUGCCAGGAUCAACAGGGGCUGCAGCGGGUCAUGGAGGGCCUCGCCCUCAAAAUCAAACAGCGGAAAAUUGAGCUGUACAGAACCAUAGACAAUAACAAAGACCGCAAGCCCAAACGGGAUAUCAUUGCAAAGAACAAGCGGAAACUGGAGGAGGCGAUUGCAGCUUACAACAACCUUGUGCCAGACACAGAGGCUGUUGAUACAGCAGAUGCAGUCCUAAGUCAAGACUUCCCUAUUUGGCCAUGGGAUUCUGCAUCCACCGUCCCCCUCGAGACAAAGAAAAUGGCCUUUGACAAAGUCAUGCUGCUCUCUCGACUUCGAGAAGAGGAUGGGAUUCUCAUCAAAGAGAUGAAGAACCAUUGCCGCUACCUGACAGGAUCUUCAAGAGCUGUGCAAAGAGAGAUCCAGCAGAUUGAGAAGGACCUGUGUAAACAGAGCUGUCCUUUUACCAUGUCCUUGGAAACAUAUGAGGGGCUGAAGGAUUUAUUGAAAAAAAGGCUCCAGGAGAUGGAAAAACAAAUGGAGGAGUCCUUCAGCACAUACAGGAAUGUUUUGAUGGACCCCACUGCCCUACAGGAGGAAGACAAUGAAGGAGAGGAGGAAGUGUGGGAUGGGGAGAUCUGUCUCACCCUUGAUGACACUGACUCCUCUGAUGAUGAGAAGCAAGAUUGAUACAUCCAUGAUGAGCCCUUUUGAGCACCACUCCU